Messenger RNA from Vigna unguiculata (cowpea), 1240 nucleotides. Its product is annotated as (+)-neomenthol dehydrogenase-like. NCBI's taxonomy places the organism in Eukaryota, Viridiplantae, Streptophyta, Magnoliopsida, Fabales, Fabaceae. The record is from RefSeq and is a predicted model, not a curated record. Gene Ontology annotation, molecular function: oxidoreductase activity, acting on the CH-OH group of donors, NAD or NADP as acceptor. Gene Ontology annotation, cellular component: membrane.
GCAUGCCGGCUUGGGCAUUGGUAUUCUUAGUAACUUAUAACAAACCAUAAUUUGUCGUAAUCAUAUCUAGAGUUCAAAGAUAUGCAUAAAUAACAACUUGGUAGCCAUAACAGGUUUGUAAUAAGGUGCACAUCAGAGUUCAGAGUUGAAACUGAAGAUGGGGGAAGCUACACAGAGGUAUGCAGUGGUGACAGGAGCAAACAAAGGGAUUGGAUUAGAGAUAGUGAGGCAGUUAGCUUCAGAAGGAAUAAAGGUGGUGCUCACUGCAAGGAAUGAAGAGAGGGGUCUUCAAGCAUUGCAAAAACUUAAAGCCUCAGGUCUUUCUCAUCUUGUGCUGUUUCAUCAGCUAGAUGUGGCUGAUGCUGCAAGUGUAACUUCUCUUGCUGAUUUUAUCAAAUCCAAAUUUGGUAAACUUGAUAUUCUGGUUAACAAUGCAGGAAUUAGCGGAGUUGUAAUCGAAGACAGUGCUUUAAUCACUACAAUACUCGUGAAUCGUGGGGUGAGAUCAGAUGAAGAAGGAACAAAGGCAAUGACUCAAACAUAUGAGUUAGCAGAAGAAUGCUUGCAAAUAAAUUACUAUGGCACUAAAAUAACUGUUGAAUCACUCAUGCCCCUCCUCCAAUUAUCUGAUUCACCAACAAUUGUGAAUGUAUCAUCAAGUCUGGGCCAGCUAGAGAGCUUCCCUAAGGAAUCAUGGGCCAGAGGAGUGUUCAGUGAUGCUGAUAACUUGACGGAAGAGAAAAUGGAUGAAAUAGUGAAGAAGUUUCUGAGUGAUUUCAAAGAAGGUUCAUUAGAGAGUAAAGGGUGGCCAAGGUAUCUAGGAGCCUAUAUUGUGUCAAAAGCUGCAAUGAAUGGGUACACAAGAAUCCUUGCAAAGAAAAACCCAUCAUUGUGCAUAAACAGUGUUUGUCCUGGUUAUGUGAAGACAGAUAUAACAUCAAACACCGGGCUUCUAACAGUGGAAGAAGGUGCUGCUAGUCCUGUCAGGCUUGCAUUGCUUCCCAAUGGCUCUCCAUCUGGUUUCUUCUAUUACAGAGCUGAUUUGGCUUCCUUUUGAUUUCCAGUGAUGCCGUUUUCUGGUUUGAGAAAAAAACCAGUGCUUUUGCUUCUCAAUUGUCGAACCUGUUUUAAGCACAUUAUAUGAUGUUGUAUUAAACUUGUGUUGCUUGUAUCUUAACAAAGUCUAAACUGUGUUACUGUAUAUGUAAUAAAAAGGCUAUGAUCAUUUUUAGUCCUUCAA